AUGGACAAGAAGACAAGACUCAAACACGAACUACUGGUAUCUCGUCUCCAGCUUGGACCAGAAAAGACCGAACUACCACAUAUGGUGAAAGGAAAGUUUAUUAAGCCCAAACAAGCUUCUAGUACUAAGGAAGAGGAACAUCCUCCAUUGUUUCCUGCUGAGAUUCCUUCUGAACUCCGUACGGCUGUUUACAAAGCAGAUGCUGCAAGAAAACACAAAGUAAAGGCCAAAGAAGGAAAGAUGGGAUUUGAAUAUGUUUUGUCAAGAAUACACAAGGAAAGAGCAAAGCCAAUCACUGAUCACCAUGCUGAAAGAGCUGACUGGGAUCGACGCUUGGAAUACUCUAACCUGAAAGACAUGGCUGGAGAGAAGAUUCCUAUAAUUCCUUCCCAUGAAGAAUUAAGUGAUACUGUUGGUGUGUCCACUGUCACUUCUGCUGAAGGGGAAAAUGAAAAGUCUGAAGAUCAGACUGUUUCUACACAAUUAAGUUGCCAUAAAAGGACGUGCAUGACAUUUCAAGCUGGGGGUGGUCACAAAUUUGUCUGGGUAAAAAAGCCUCUUCCCUCUUACGACAAAACUGAGCCCAUUAUCGAUGAUGUGAUAGUGCAUAUUUUGAGACUGAGAGAUAAACUUGGGUGGAAGACAUCAGUACCACCAUGGGGACAUUUAGCUAAAUCAGCAGAUCUGGCUACUUUUCAGAAGCCUACAUUACUGACAACCCCAUCACCAAAAGACGAUGGAGAAUAUGUAUACUGUCUCAUAAGAAGCAGGAAUGACCCUAAAGCAGACUAUGAUCCAUAUGACCUUCAAGUAGUCUCUACUCAUGUGGCUAAGCAAAGUAAAGAAUACUGGACAAUUACAGCAUCAUAUGUAUCCAAGUUUACUUCAGUGAGUGGAAAACAGCAGAUGGAAAUAAUACCAGUGAUGGAGUGGCUAUAUGAAAGGCAACUUUAUUAUGCAUUACGUUGUAUAGAUAUAUGCACUGAUUUCAGAAAAAAGAAAUAUUUUAUCAACUGGAGAAACAAUGUUAAGAGAUCAAAAGUAAAAAGGAGCAAAAUGGUGAUGUAUGAGCAACUGUUUUUUGCUGAUGAAAUAUUACAGAAAUGUUUGCUUUAUAUGCAAGGAUUGUGUGUGGAUAUUAGUAACCCCGAGAGGCACAUAUCUUCAGAAGAUAAAGCUAUCCAUUUCAUAAAGAUAGACACAUCCUACACAUAUACUUUGGAAGAAUUUUGUGAGAAACAGUUUCAACAAAGUCAACAAGCACUUGCUCAAAUACAAACUUUUAAAGACAAAGUAAUCAAAGUAAUUCGGAGUGCUUUCUUAAGGGUGGCAGAAAUGAAGGGAGCUGAAUGGCUUUUUCAGCACUUAUCAGAUGAUGUCACAGAGAAACCGAAACACUUUGAGAUAGCAGGAUGGCGGCAUGUUAUGGAACGGUUUUCUAGGUUUCUGCAGCUUGUGGACAGGAUCUUUCAAGAGCUGCUUCGCAAAUUGGUUCACAAUGCUCUAAAUCGUCUUAUGGAGAUAUUUAAAGGUUCCAGUAAUUUGACCGUUUUAAAAGUGAAGACAAACGAAGAGCUUAUAAGGAGCCUCUACAUGAGCACUCAGAGUUAUACCAGUUCAAGAGCUGAUGUAACUAAAUUCUACCGAUUGCACUUAAUAGGAAGGAAUGGUCCUCCUGACCAAUGCACUACUAUACCCCCACAGAAGGAUGCUUCUGUGGAUGAGAUACUAGAAGAAGUGAAAAAUCAACUGAAAGGAGAAGAAGAAUAUUCACCAAUAUUUGAAGUAAAUAUAUGUCUGCGGAUUCCCUAUGAAAAGGACUAUCGUAGAAAAUAUUACCAGGGAAGUGAUGAUUAUAUCCAAGAAACUCCAUUGAACUCUUUGAAAGAAAUAUUAGAACAUGAUGAAAAUUUGAAAACCUCAUCUCAGUGUAAUACUGAAAACAAAUGUGAAGAACAGUCAGAAAAUACACAAGAGUCAAAUGUACUCAGUAGCGAAAACAAAGACCAAGAGUCAAUUUGUGAAUUUGAUUAUGAGCCACUUGUGUAUAAGAGUUCUCCAGAAUUCUUUACAGAUACAUAUUUAAAUCCUAAUAAAAGAGAGUUUUCAAUACAGUUGCAAGGAAUUCUGGAUGGCCUAGAAAACACCAUUGAUCAGAUUAUACCAUUUUCUCAGGAAGCUCAGCUAUCAAUCUUUGUUGAUCAAUCUUUACAUAAAAUAAUGCAGCCAUAUGAGGCUUACAUUGAUUCUGAACCAAAACAGGGUUUAGCAAAAUGGCCAAACUGUGAUCUCAUCCUAGGAACAGAUCCAGAUUACCAAAGUAAGAUUCUGACUCUUCUGGCUCUUCAGAGUUGUUCACUGACCCAAGUAGAAAGUUACAGCAGAAACUUUAUGGAAUACUGCAAUAUGGUAGAUAAAGCAAAGCAUAUAACUGACAGGAUAUCAGCACUAAGAAGAGAAAUGUCUACCCAUGAGUUCAGAAACAUUCUGGAACAUUAUACAGCUGAUACCAUGGAGACUGUAUCUAUGAUCAUUGAAAGACGUAUCUCUAUGUGUAAGGUCAAAAGUCUGAACUUUCAGACAGACUGCUUGCCAUAUUUUGAGGCUUUGCUUAAUGUAAUUCAUUCACACUUUUAUGCGGCUAUUGAUGCAAAGAAUCAACACCUUGUAGAAGUUACAAGGACAGCAGUAGCAAAGUUGAGCAAAGAAUUGGUAACAGUGGAUGGAUUCAUUGAACAUUUGCUAUAUCUCAGUGAAAUUUCCUCACAACUACCGGAUAUAAAAAUGCAGUUUGAGUGUCUUUCUGAGCUCUACUCCAUUGCAAAAGACUAUGAUAUCUUUCUUCCGCUUCAGCAGCUUGCUCUUUAUCAAACAGUCGUUCGCACACUCCAGAAUCUUCAAUCAGCAGUCCUUAUUUGUGAAAAAACGAAGGAUGACUAUAUUAUAAAAUUCAAUGAAGGCUUGGGAGAAUAUGUUGACAACCUGCAGGCUGAAAUGAGGGAAUACAAAAACAAAGUAAGAAACCCUGUCCUUCUCCUCAGUGAAACAUUGCCUAAGACAGCCAAAGAGAUGAUUGAAAGCCUUAUUGAAGAAGCAGCUGUUAUUAGUGAGAAAAUUGUGAAAUAUGCAAAUUAUCAGACUGUUUUUGACAAUUCCAUUAGUGACAUGAAAUCACUGUCAUUGGAAAAGCUGUCACAUAGCGGUCAGUCUGGGGAUUCUCAGAGAGUGAAUGCUGAGCUCUCUGAAAUUGAAAGUGAACUUGCAUUGCGUAAAUUGUUGUGGGAUUCUCAGGAAGAAUCGAGUAAGCUUUUCUUCAGGUGGAAGCACACAAUUUUUUGGAAUCUUGAUGUCGAUUUAAUUCAAACAGAUGUCAACAGAUUCAUGCAGAUUGUACAUAUUCUAGAAAAAGGCUUGCCAGAAAACACAAUUUUACCUGCUUUGAAGAAGUCAUUGAUGGAUUUUAAGGAGUUCCUGCCUUUAAUCAUAGCUUUAAGGAAUCCAUGUCUUCAAGCAAGGCACUGGGAAAUAAUACAGAAUAUUGUUGGAGGGUCCAUUUCUUGGGAUAAAAGAUUUACCCUGGAUAAGAUUCUGGAACUUGAUAUAUCUCAGUGCAGGAAAGAAAUAAAUGAAGUAUCGAUAACAGCUACCAAUGAAACAACUCUUGAAGUAAUGCUGAAAAAAAUAAUUGCCCUUUGGUGUAAAACCAAUUUUCAUCUAUCUCCAUAUCACACUGAAUCAUCGUCUACUUUGAUUAUUUCAUCUGCUGAAGAUAUAACUGCUUUGUUAGAAGAUUCUCAAGUGACAAUUUCAACAAUUAAAGGUUCUUGUUAUGUUGGACCAAUUAAGAGUCUCGUGGAUGCUUGGGAUCGCAAAUUAAAUCUCUUUUCUUGUACUCUGGAGGAAUGGUUAACUUGCCAAAGGAAUUGGAUUUAUCUUGAGCCAAUCUUCCAUGCUCCAGAAAUAAAAAGACAGCUUCCUGGGGAAGCAAAUCUUUUCUCUCAGGUUGAUAACAAAUGGAAGGAGAUCAUGAAACGUACAGAAGAAAAUCCAAAUGCUCUUAAGGCAACUACAACACCAGGAGUUUUUGAAAUGCUGCAGAGCAACAAUGCACAUCUGGAGAAGAUACAGAAGGCUCUUGAGGACUACCUUGAAGUGAAACGUAUGCUUUUCCCAAGAUUUUAUUUUCUCAGCAAUGCUGAACUUCUUGACGUAUUAGCUGAAAGCAAAAAUCCUGAUACUGUGCAGCCUCAUCUUGCAAAAUGUUUUGCAAAUAUAAGGAAGUUAUAUAUACGCCCUCAAGAACAGAGACCUCCAGUGAUUUUAAUGAUCAGGUCUGCUGAAGGAGAGAUUCUUCUAGUGCCAAAGAGCAUUCGUAUUAGAGGUCCUGUUGAACAAUGGCUAGGAAGUGUUGAAAAUACUAUGUAUGAUAUGGUGAGAAGAUUUAUAACUGUUGGGGUGGCAGAAUGGCACCUAAUGGAAUUUAAAGAAUGGUUCUUUACUCACCCAGGACAGGUGGUUCUACUUGUGAGUCAAAUCAUGUUUACUGAGGAAUGUGAAACAGAUCUGCGAUGUUCUAAUCCAAAAAAGGAGAUGAUAGCAGGCCGUGAUGACCUGAUCAGCCUUCUAGAGCAACUAGCAGAGAUAGCAUCAGAUAUUCUUCCUUACCAUAAACAAACUACAUUGGAGGCAUUGGUUAUUCUGUUCAUCCACUGCAGGGAUGUACUAACGACAAUGAUAGAUCAUGAGAUUUAUAAUGUUGAACAUUUUGAAUGGACAAGGCAGUUGCGUUAUGAAUGGCAUGAACUCAGCCCAUGUAAGGUCAUUCAAGGUUAUGCCUCCUUUGAAUAUGGUUAUGAAUAUUUGGGCUGUUCUCCACGCUUGGUUAUCACCCCGCUCACAGAUCGGUGUUGGUUAACUGUCACUGGAGCACUACAGCUAAAUCUAGGAGGCUGUCUUGCUGGUCCAGCUGGUACAGGAAAAACAGAAACAGUCAAAGAUCUAUCAAAGGCCUUGGGAAAACUCUGUCUUUCCUUUAACUGUUCUGAAGGCUUGGAUGAUAAGGUGAUGGGGAAAUUGUUCUGUGGGCUGGUCCAGUCUGGAGCAUGGUGUUGUUUUGAUGAAUUCAAUCGGAUAGAUAUAGAAGUCCUUUCUGCAAUCGCUUCACAGAUUCAGGCAAUCAAGGCAGCUAAAGAUAGCCAGACUGUCAGAUUUAUUCUAGAAGGAAAAGAAAUCCGGCUGAAACCAUUCUGUGCAAUCUUUAUUACCAUGAAUCCUGGUUACAAAGGACGUGUAGAACUCCCAGACAACUUAAAAUCAUUAUUCCGCCCUGUCUCAAUGAUGGUCCCGGACUAUGAACUCAUUGCUGAAAUAAUGCUGUUUUCAGAAGGUUUCAAAUCAGCAAGAACACUCUCGGGAAAGAUUGUAAAUCUUUAUCAUCUUUGUAGCAAGCAACUGUCACAGCAGGAUCAUUAUGAUUUUGGCAUGAGAGCCAUCAAAACUGUGCUGCUAAGAGCUGGUCAGAAGAGACAGGAGUUAAAAACACAGUAAAAAAAAAAGUUUUCUGCAGUAGAAGAAAUUUUCAUCAUGUUCAGUGUGCUGAAAGAAGUAAAUUUACCAAAAUUUCUUGCUGAGGAUGUUUUACUUUUUGAGGACAUUAUGAAAGAUCUGUUUCCAGAGAUGAGAGUUCCAAAAGUUAGCCUCAAGCGACUAGAGGGCGCAAUAUCUCUUGCAAUACAGCUGUUAGGUUUGCAGCCAUGGGAAAGUCAGAUAGCGAAGGUUAUUCAGUUUUACAACCAAAUUGUGGCUUGUGUUGGUGUGAUGCUAGUAGGUCCUACAGGUGGAGGGAAGACUACAAUUAGAUCAAUCUUAGAAAAAGCCUUGAUGGUCUUACCACUGAUGGAAAUGGACAGUGGUACAAAAAUUGAUAAUUCUUUAAAGAAAGGCAAAGUGGACACUUUUGUUAUAAAUCCAAAGUGUGUUACUCUUGGUGAACUUUUUGGAGAGACAAAUACUAGCACCAUGGAAUGGUCAGAUGGUCUGUUAUCAUCAGCAGUUCGAACGUUUGCCCGACUUGCAGGCAAAAAGCCUAAAAAGAAAGAACCAGGCAUUGGUACAAAUUCUGAAAUGCAAGACUUGUACACUCUGAACACAGUGACUACAGCUGAUGCAAUCCUAACUGAUGAAACACAACCAACAGAAAAUACAAAUGAAGCCAUCACUGACUGGCAAUGGAUUAUCCUGGAUGGGCCAGUAGAUCCAUCUUGGAUAGAAAAUUUAAAUUCCGUGCUAGAUGACACCAGAAUGUUGUGUCUUGCUAAUGGUGAAAGAAUCUAUUUAUCACCAGGAAUCAGAAUGGUAUUUGAGGUGGACAGCCUCUCUCAGGCCAGCCCUGCUACUGUUAGUAGAUGUGCCAUGGUUUAUGUGGACCCAGUUGAUCUAGGAUGGGAGCCAUAUGUUAAAACAUGGCUAGAAGGCUUUUCUGAAAUAAUAGCACAGAGUGAUAUGGAAUACCUUGAAAGUUUGUUUCACUCAAGUAUAAAAGGAGGGAUGGAUUUUCUGAAUAAGCAUAAGAAUAUGCAAGCGUUUCCUGUACAUCAGAUGGGGAUUGUAAUGAAUAUUUGCAGAAUUGUUGGUUCAUUUAUUCACAUAAUUAAGGAAAGUGGUGGAUUGCAGAUCAGUAGUAAAAUAAGACCAAGCACAGUGAGUUUCUGCACAGAGAUCAAGAGCAGCACUUCUCAGUUUUCAGGUGUAACUGGUGCACUCAGUGGAGUGGUCCCAUCAAUAAUGAAGACAAGAGAAGAAUCGAGAUGGUUUUGGGAGAAACACCCUAAUAAACUACCAGUAUUGCUAGGAAAACUUUUCAUAUUUGCAUUCACAUGGGCUGUUGGGGGAGUUUUAAGACGAGAGGAAGAGCAUGAGGGUGAAACUCUGAUUGGUAUAAACACCAGCCAAGAUGAUCUUGCAAAAGUAACACGUGACUUCAAUUACCUUGUUCAUGAUACGUUUGAAAGAAAGCCUCCUGCUAAUAUUCAGAUCCCCACUGGAGACAAAACUAUUUUUGAUUAUUUUGUAGAUAUGCAGUCAGGAGAAUUUGCACCAUGGGCACAUUUAGUACCUACUACACAGUUUCUUAUUCAGAAGGUUUCAGCUAUGAGUUUGCCAAGAGAGGGGCCAGAUUUAGAAGGGUCAUUUCGAGCAAAUAAGAAAAGGACUAUUGUUUCUACUCUUCAGUUGGGUACCCAUACCAGUGCCACCCAAGCAAAGGCUUUGAUUCUUCAGAAACUAAUAUUGAAAAGUAAAGAUAUCUUAGAUGUUCCACAUUCUAAACAGGCGUUACUCUUUAUCGAUGAUCUCAAUGCACCAAUACCAGAGGAGUAUGGAUCUCAGCCACCGCUUGAACUAAUACGGCAGUUAUUAGAUUUGGGAGGAUUUUAUGAUACUCGGCACCUUGAUUGGAAGGUUUCUCUGGGAUCAUACUUUUAUAUCAACAGAUUCUUGGUUGAAGUUCAGAAAUGCAAGGACUCUUUAACAUGUGCUUCUAUUGCUUUGUACUACAGAAUGUUUCGUAAAAUGCUACCAACUCCAGCUAAGUGUCAUUACACAUUUAACCUGCGGGAUUUAUUUAAGGUACUUAAAGGAUUGCUCCAAGCCCACAAAUCUGUCAUUGUCUCAAAAGAAACAACAGCAUUGCUCUUUGUGAAUGAAUGUACCAGAGUUUUUCAUGAUCGUCUGAUUGAUUCUGCAGAAAAAGAGAUGUUCUAUCAAUUUCUUUCCAAUGAACUCCGUAACUAUUUUAAACUUUUUUGGUCCAAAGAGAAAUUGAUGGAGGACCCACCCAUAUUUGUGGAUUUUCUAGAACCAAACACACAUGUGGAAAAGAGAAUCUAUAGAAACAUCACUAAUCAGAAGCGUCUUCUUUUAGUACUAGAAGAAUACUACAUGAGAAUGCAGGCCAUACACCCUGAGGUAACAUUAAUAAGUCUGAUAUUUUUUAAAGAAGCUGUACAGCAUAUAACAAGGGCGGCAAGAGUUUUUCGACAAGAAGGCAGUCACAUGAUACUUGUUGGUCUAGAUGGAAAUGGGAAAGUAACCUCUGCCUCCUUAGCAUGUUACUUGUCUGAAUGCAGCCUCUACAAGUUAUCUAUUUCCCGCACUUACAAUCAUGGAAAUUUUAGAGACGACCUUAAGGCAGUCUAUAAGAAGGCAGGCCUGGAAGGCAAGAGGACUGUUUUUCUCAUCACUGACUCAGACAUAAUUCAGGAGUCAUUUUUAGAAGACCUGAGUUGCAUUCUGAAAUCAGGACAAGUGCCCAACUUAUUUGAGAAGGAAGAGUUGGAUAACAUCAUUGUUCCGCUAACAUCUGUUGCUGAAAAGGCAAAGCACCCCAACAAAAUAGAAAAUAUCUAUUCAUUCUUCUUAGAGCGGGUACGUACCAAUCUUCAUGUAGUUUUCACAACAAGUGCUGCAGGGCUGGUCUUCCGUCAGCGUUGCCGGACGUAUCCUGCCAUUGUUAAUUGCUGUACAAUUGACUGGUAUGAUGCUUGGCCCGAAGAAGCCCUUUGUCAUGUUGCAAAAAGCUACUUUAGGCAAGAUGACACGCUUGGAGAUGAGAAUUUCAGAAAUGUGCUUGUGCAGAUCUGUGUUAAUAUUCACAAAAAUGUAUCCGUCAUAAUUGAAAAGUACUUGAAGGAAACGAAAAGGCACUACUACAUUACUCCCAAUAGUUACUUGCAGUUCAUAAACACUUUUUCAACCAUAUUAAAGUCAACAAAAGAGAAGAAUCUGAGCAACAGAGCUUGCUAUAAUUCUGGACUGACCAAAAUCCUGGAAGCAACCUCACAGAUUACAGACAUGCAAGAUGAGUUAUUUGUCCUUGGUCCUCAGAUAGAGAAAAAAUCAAAGGAAAUAGAGGAACUUGUGGAAAGGCUUCACAAAGAUGCAUUAGUAGUAGAACAAGUUCGAACUAUUGUUAAGCAGGAUGAAGAAACCAUGGCUGCAGAAACACGCAUUGUGGAAGAGUAUGCCGAGCAAGUGACAGAAGAACUUAAUGCUGUGUUGCCAUCUUUGGAGAAAGCCCUCGCUGCUCUUGAUGCACUCGAUAAGAAUCAUAUUGCAGAAAUUAGAGUAUAUACUCGCCCUCCUCCACUGGUACUAACUGUUAUGAAUGCAGUUUGUGUUCUUCUUCAAAAGAAACCUAAUUGGACAACAGCAAAAUUACUACUUGCAGACCCUGGCUUCCUAAAGAGGUUGGUUACCCUUGACAAAGAUAACCUACCAGAAAAGGUUUUUUUGCAGUUGAAAAAAUAUAUAAAAUCACCUGACUUCAGCCCAGUAAAAGUAGGGCUUGUGUCUAUUGCCUGCUGCUCCAUGUGUCAGUGGAUUUUAGCUUUAGAUCACUAUCACAUUGUCAAAAAGUUUGUAGAUCCGAAACAAGCAAAGGUAUCAGAAGCAGAGGAGCUACUAAAACUUGCACAUGAAAAACUGGCUGAAAAACAAAGGAGUUUAGUUCUGAUUGAACAACAUCAGCAAAAUUUAGAAGCAAUGUAUGCUGAAAGCAUUGCUGAGCAAGAAAAACUCGCAGCUCGAAAAGAUCAAACAACUCGCCGUUUACACAGCGCAUCUGUAUUAAGCACAGCUCUGAAGGAUGAAACGGAACGUUGGAAGGAAUCUGUUAACAAUCUUGAUCAAAGACUGCAGGGAAUUAUGGGAGAUGCCCUUGUUUCAGCAGCAUGUAUUGUCUACAGUGGAGUGCUAUCAGCAGGGUUUCGUCAACAAAUAAUAAAUGUGUGUCUGAAACUCUGCCAUGAAAGCAAUAUUCCAGUGUCUCCAAACUAUUCGCUAGUAAACUGCAUGACUGAAAAAAGCGAGGUCCGAAGGUGGCAAAAUGCAGGUUUGCCACUUGAUCAAUACUCCACAGAAAAUGCUAUAUAUGUUAAGCAUGGACAACGGUGGCCUUUGCUAAUUGAUCCAGAACGGCAAGCUUACAAAUGGAUAUGCCAAAUGGCAGGUGGCAAACUAAGACAAAUUCGAAUUACAGAUGUGAAUUAUUUAAGAACACUGGAAAAUGCUAUGCGUACUGGUGAAUCAGUCCUGUUGCAGGAUCUUACAGAAAAAUUGGAUUCAAAUCUAAAACCAAUCUUAAAAAAGGAAGUCUACAGCAAAGGAGGGCAAGAAUUCAUUAAAAUAGGAGAUUCUGAAGUUGAGUACAACCAAACCUUCAGAUUAUACUUGACAACACGGAAAGCCAACCCUCAUUUUUUACCGGCAGUAUGCAAUACUGUGACAAUGAUAAAUUUCACUGUGACAUUCCAAGGUCUGCAAGAUCAACUUUUGUCAGCUGUUGUAAUUAAGGAACAACCUGAGCUUGAGCAAAAGCGUUGUGAGUUACUAGAAAGCAUAUCCAGUGACCUAGUAACCCUUCGUGAACUUGAACAAAAAUCACUUAGACUUUUACAGAAAACAAAUGGACACCUGCUAGAUGACCAAGACCUCAUUGACAAUUUGCAAAGAACAAAACUCACCUCAACAGAGAUUUUUGAGCGUGUGGAAGCAUCAGCAGCUACAGAAGCUAAAAUAACAACAUUGCGUGAAAGCUAUCUUCCUAUUGCCACUCGUGGGGCCAUGCUCUACUUUGUAGUAUCAGAUCUGGUUCACAUCAACUAUAUGUAUCAGUUUUCCCUGGAGUGGUUUCAGAAGAUUUUUGCAGACUCCGUAGAUUACAUGAGCAAGCAAAAAAGUGAGGCUUCUCUGAGUUCUUCCAGUUCAUUUAGGCCUGCAUCAAUUCAGCCUCUCCGGAGGCAAAGGAAACUUUCUAACAUCAAAAACUGGGAAGAAACUGAGAGUGAGCUAGACCAGUUCAGAAGACGUGCCCAAGAAAUAAUUGAGAAGUUAACACAUAAUGUUUACAAGACAGUCUCUUCAGCCCUGUUCAGUGAAAAUCAACUAUGUUUUGCAUUUCUGCUGUGCACAGCAAUCAUGAAAAAUAAUCAUGAUGAGACUCAGUUUACUUACAAUAUUGGAUUUAUAUCAGAGGAUCAGUGGAACUUCUUCCUCCACUCUAGCAUGAUGGCAAAUAUUAUGGAUACCCAGGACUCAGGUUCAUGUGCAUUUAUGAGAAUUCCCCCACUCCCCUGGAUUACAGAAACAAUGUGGAAAGAAUGUCAGUACAUGAGCGCACACAUGCCAGCAUUCAGCCUAUUGUGUGAUUCCCUCUCAUCAGAUUUUCAGCAAUGGAAUGCUUUUCUGAGCAGCCAGGAAGUGUAUUACUUGAUUAGUACAUCUUAUAGACCUGUGUCACCACAUCAAGCAUUUAAGUCACUUCCAGACCCACAAAUUGAUGUACAGAAGAAGAGUGAUGAUCAGGUCAGCGCACGUGUACGUUUUCCUUGGGAGAAGCUUUCUUCAUUUGAAAGACUUAUCUUGAUAAAAGUUCUCCGAUUAGAAAGUUUAAACAGUGCAGUACGAGCAUUUGUAAUUGAGAAAUUAGGAACCAGUUAUCUUCGAACUGGAGGAAUUAAUUUGAAAGCAGUAUAUGAAGAAUCCGAUCGCACAACUCCAUUAAUUCUCAUCCAUACUCAUGGUGUAGACAUAGCCUCCAUCUUCCUACGUCUUGCCCAGGAAAUAAAAGGAGAUACCCAACAUGUGAGAAUGAUGUCUCUAGGACGAGGUCAAGGAAGCAAAGCUGAAGAACUGAUAUAUAAAGCACAACUACUGACCGGACAGUGGACAUUCCUCCAGAAUUGCCAUCUGGCAGCUUCAUUUAUGCCUAGACUCUGCACAAUUGUUGAAUCGCUUUCCUAUUCAGAAGUGAACAUAGACCCUGAGUUUAGACUAUGGUUGAGUUCAACACCAGAUACUUCUUUUCCCAUUUCUAUCUUGCGCAAGGGGCUAAAGAUAGUAAUAGAACCUCCCCAAGGACUUAAAGGCACAUUACUUCAGACAUUUGGAUUAAGUGGUACAAGUCUGGUAACGGAAGCUACGUUCAACAAGACCACCUGUGGGCCAUCAUGGAAAAGGUUGCUCUUUAGUCUGUGCUUCUUCAAUGCUGUAGUCCAUGAAAGAAAAAAAUAUGGUGCUUUGGGCUGGAAUAUUCCAUAUGAAUUUAACUCUUCAGAUCUAGAGAUUUCCAUUCAGGUGUUGGAGAUGCUUCUUCAGAAACAUAAGAAGAUUCCUUGGAUAGCACUGCAUUAUUUGACUGGGGAAGUAGCAUAUGGAGGCCGUGUAACUGAUAAUUGGGACCGUCGGUGCUUGCUCAGCAUUUUGGACAAUUUUUAUAACCCUUCUGUACUGCUAGAAGAUUUUUCUUACUCUAGUGACUGGGUCUAUCGACCCAUAUCUGCAGAGGAUACUUUAAAAGACUGCAGAGCCUACCUACGGUCCCUUCCGGAUGUUGACUCCCCGGAACUCUUUGGGAUGCAUCACUGUGCUGAAGUCGCAUACUUAAAAACUCAAGCACAGUUAUUUGUUGAUGCCGUUGUCAGUACCCAGCCAGCAGUCACCACAGACACUCUCAUCAUCAGUGGUAGAAGAAGUCAAGAUGAAAUAGUAUUGGAAAUUGCUUCUGACAUUUUAAUAAGGCUUCCACUGACUGUGGAAGACACAGGAUGUGCACCUGAACCUAAGGAUGACGUCUCAGAAAAAAUUGCAUUUGGAAGUUUCAAGGCAGGCCCUGUUUGGGCUGCACUUAUGAAGGCUGCAGAAGGUCCUGGUUCUUUUAUCAAAUCAACUUUGCUAACUGUCUUGCAUCAGGAGAUAGACCAGUAUAAUAAUUUAUUGGCCAUAAUAAUUAAGUCAUUGCAUGCACUUCAGCAAGGUAUCAAAGGUGAGAUUAUCUUCACCACAGGAAUAGAAGAGCUUUAUAAUUCAAUACUGAAAGCCAAAGUCCCUGAACUGUGGCAGCACCAUUCCUAUAAGUCCUGUAAACCUCUGGGAUCCUGGAUUGAUGACCUUAUUAUAAGAGUGAGUUUCUUUGCCACGUGGGCUAAUCAAGUUAUCACCUUUUUGCAGGCAAGGUUUAAUGCUUUAGUGAUGCUUCAAAGGCAAACCAAAUUAUUGCUUCAGGCCUCUGAGGAUGCCGACAUCUUCAGUGACAGUGAUCAGGGACAUCCCUUUUGCUUUUGGCUUCCAGGUUUCUUUUUUCCACAUGGGUUUCUUACUGCUGUUCUUCAGAAUUACGCGAGGCAGAAAAAAAUUCCAGUGGAUUCCCUUUAUUUUGUCCACCAAGUUGUUCAGGCUGAAGAUCAAGAAGUUAGAACUUUCAAGCAAAAAGAUAGCAUAUUAAGCAAAGCUUUUAAAGUAAGAGCACAAGAAGAGGAACCUUCUCAACAUAAAUCUGGAGUUAGAAUUUUUGGCUUAUACAUAGAUGGUGCUUCUUGGAAUCUUAAUACUGCUACACUGGAAGAACCUGAACAUCAUAAGAGAUUUUAUGCACUACCAGACAUCCUUUUUUUGCCAGAAAUGACUGAUCUCUUCUCAAGACCCUCUAAUCUAGAGGAGGAAGCCGGCUUACUAUUUUAUAAAUGUCCACUGUAUAGAACACCCCAAAGAUCUGGAAUACUGUCCUCUACAGGUAUAUCUACUAACUUUAUAACAGCAGUGCGUCUACCAACUCUGACAGUGCCCAGUCACUGGAUAACAAGAGGAGUUGCACUGUUGUGUCAACUGGAUGACUGA
This is a messenger RNA of Varanus komodoensis (Komodo dragon), 13671 nucleotides long. RefSeq names its product dynein axonemal heavy chain 14 (gene DNAH14). The transcript is spliced from 82 exons. Gene Ontology annotation, biological process: microtubule-based movement. Gene Ontology annotation, molecular function: ATP binding; dynein light intermediate chain binding; minus-end-directed microtubule motor activity. The record is from RefSeq and is a predicted model, not a curated record. NCBI's taxonomy places the organism in Eukaryota, Metazoa, Chordata, Lepidosauria, Squamata, Varanidae. Gene Ontology annotation, cellular component: dynein complex.